GUUUGGCUUUGCUGAAUGCUUUUCCAAGGGGGAGCAGAGAGGGGGAACAAAAAGGAUGGCCCUUCAGGGGUUAAUGAUGUACCCAGUGCUGAGCACUCAUUGUAUCUGCAUUUCCUUUCUUCCAAGUCAGACUCAGGGAACAUUUGCCGGUCUCCCAUAGCAGAAGCUGUUUUUAGAAAACUUGUAACUGAGGAAAACAUUGAAAAGCAGUGGAUGAUAGACAGCGGUGCUGUUUCUGACUGGAAUGUGGGACGCUCCCCUGAUGCAAGGGCCUUAAGCUGUCUAAGAAAUCAUGACAUUAUGACGGCCCAUAAAGCACGACAGGUUACAAAAGAUGAUUUCCUGACAUUUGAUUAUAUACUUUGCAUGGAUGAAAGCAACCUACGAGAUCUGAAAAGAAAAAGCAAUCAGAUUCAGAACUGCAAAGCUCACAUUGAGCUCCUUGGAAGUUAUGAUCCACAGAAACAACUAAUUAUUGAGGAUCCAUACUACGGAAAUGAUGACGAUUUUGAAACCGUUUAUCAGCAGUGUCUUAGGUGUUGUAAAGAAUUCUUGGAGAAAUCUCAUUAACAGGGCUCAGUGUUUCUAAAAGUAAUGUCUAGCCAUUCUGUAAAGGUAUUAAUUAAAAUCUCUAUUGACAUAAAAUUGUAAUAUUGUACCUCUAAAAUAGAUCCCAUUUGAACAUUCUUGAUUUUAGUUUUGUACUGCAUCUACUGUUUCUGUUCUCCUUGAGAAUUAUUAGUUUCUUAGAAUGAAUAUUGACUGUGGCCAAUGUCAACAUAUUGGGGGGGGGGGGGGGGGGGGCCAAAGUUUACAGAACAAAUGUAGGCAAUUCCUGGUAUACAUGUUCUACAUAUUAUGUAUAAUAAUUUCUGUGUAUAUCCUCUAAAUAUAAUACACUAAUGUCAAUUUUAUUUAAAUUUAAACCUAAUCAUUUGUCUUAAAAGUAUACAUAUAUUUUGAACCUCCAUAAAAACCUCAUUCAUAAGGUUUUAAUGUUUUGUCAGAUAACUACUAAAGAGUAACACCAUGCUCUAUUUUUACAACAUUUCUGUAUAGGUUACCAUACAAAUGUUACGGUGGGGGGGAUAGACAAGUGCAUAAAUAAUUAUGUAUACAUUAAAAUUUCCAGACCUCUAGAGUAGCUGUGAUGUGUGAAUUUGCCUAUGCUACAUAAAUGUAGGAGAAACUCAAAGUUUAUGCACAGCUAGAUGUAUACUAUUCAGAUACUUUAUUUUUAAAAAAUAAUCUAGCACUGAUAACUGCUAAAAUGAUGUUAGAAGUGCUACUUUGUGAAGUGAUCUGAUCAGCUUUUUGGUCCUGGCCAGGGGUAGCAGAAUCAGAAUAAAUUACAUCAAUGUGAUUACUUAGCCUUAUGUAUACAUACUACAAAAUUCUAGAUACUAUGGCAAAGAUUUUUUUUCCCAUUUUAGCCUAAGUAUAUACAGUCCUGAUUACAGUUUGUUGAAAACAAAAGUGUCUGAAGUAUCAAAGGGAGUGAGUUAAAUGGCCAGUAAUUGCUCUAAUGAACACUAGGCAUGUCACUUCCCUUAUUUAUAGAAAUACAGACUAGGAGAUUCUUUUUUUUUUUAAAUGCAUAAUUUUUAGGUGAACUUUUUUUACAGAUAACGCCUGUAUACGUAUGGACUACCUCUUUUUUUAUUCUUGUGUUUACCCUUCAUCCUUAUGUUUCGUUGUCCUUGAUAUCUUCAUGCAUAUCUUGCUUUUGUUUCUAUUCCUAACAAAGUCAUCCUUAUUAUUGUCAUGCUCCCAAAAAGUACACCAGUUAUUGAUGAUCUUCAGAGCUUAGCUUCCUGCUCUGCUUGUAGGGUGUUUUAAUAUUAUUUUCCAGUUGUCUUUCUUCUAAUUAGAACAUCAGGCAGGACUGUGUCUCUUCUGUACCAUUCCUAGAGUUUUAGAGAGCAAUGAGAAGCACAUGAAUAGAAUCUUUCUACAUUGUGCCAUGCUAUUGCCCACAUUGAUUUAACCUGGCUCAUUACAUAAAACAUGAUUUUGGGAAGA
Sceloporus undulatus (fence lizard) is the source of this 2022-nucleotide messenger RNA. It is a transcript of the gene ACP1, whose product is annotated as acid phosphatase 1. The transcript has 6 exons. The coding region runs from base 16 to 570 and encodes 184 amino acids. Gene Ontology annotation, molecular function: non-membrane spanning protein tyrosine phosphatase activity; acid phosphatase activity. Gene Ontology annotation, cellular component: cytoplasm. Lineage: Eukaryota; Metazoa; Chordata; Lepidosauria; Squamata; Phrynosomatidae. Gene Ontology annotation, biological process: protein dephosphorylation. The record is from RefSeq and is a predicted model, not a curated record.